Molecule: messenger RNA, 1458 nt
Organism: Phyllotreta striolata
Lineage: Eukaryota; Metazoa; Arthropoda; Insecta; Coleoptera; Chrysomelidae
Source: the annotation of a GenBank genome assembly
AAAAAAGAGAAGAUGUAACUAACCUAGUAAUAUUUGGAUAAUUUACUUGGUUUUCAAAUUUAUAAUAUAAAUAUGGACAAAGAAAGUAGCCCUUUUCAAAGUGCAAUAAGAAAUAACGUAAAAUAUAUUACACUUAAAACAGCUAUUCCAGAGCAAGUAACAGGAAAUAUUUUACACCAUUUUCAAAUAGAACGAUGCACAGAUGGAAUUAUUAAAUUAGACGUACAAGAAGAUGUAUUCAAAUACUUAGAAACCAAAUUAAAUAUAAUCUGCAAUUCAACGGAACUAUUAACAGAUGAUCGAAACAAUGCUUUAAUAGAACUUUACAGGUGUUUUAGAAACUCCUCGAUUAAUGAACGUUCGCAAAAUUUUAUUUGUUUCGAAACUACUAUACUAAAAACAACUAAAAGUGUUAUCGAUACUAUAGAUCGGAACAAUAUUCUGAUGAAGAUCAUAUUGCAGUUUUUAAUAAACAUAAUUACAUCGAAUCGAAACGUUGGGGAGAAAGUUCACGAAGAAUUUUCAGCCAUCUUGAAAACCUUAGUUAAUGAGAGACUUCACAUUUACGAAUGUUCUGCUCUUUUGUAUAAUAUAUCAUUACAUGUUCCAUUAGAAAGUGAUACGAUUGAUAUCAUGUUUAAAUUACACAGUGAAAGUAAUCAGAGUGAGUUCGUGCAGUUUUUUAUCGAAAAUUGCAUAAGUACUGACGAAUUUUGGAACUUAUAUGAUAACUUAGAGACAUCCCAGAAACUAAUUAGCUUAGAAACGAUAAGAGCACAGCAAAUAUCCGAUAUGGAGUAUAAUUUACCCACUUCUGCUGUACAAAUAAUAAUAAUAGACUUUUUAGAUAGUCCUAAAAUAUUUUUCAAAAUUAAUAAUUUAACAACAAAUGAAGAAAUUCGAGAAGUGUCUCUUCUACUCGAAAUAUUGUCAUGUCUAUCGAGCAGUGAUAAAUAUCUAUGUAUCCUACAAGAAAAUAGAAAUAUUAUAAUCAACGCAUCGGCGUUGUUAAUUAAUUUCCACAAAUUAGGAAAAUGUAGUGGCAGUUUAUUCACACCCAUUCAAAAACUUGCUGAAUGUACUCCGGAAGACUCGGAAAAUCCUGUGUUUGGAUUGAAAGUCGAUUUAAUCAGAUUAGUAGGUAACUUAUGUUGGAAGAACCCAUUAAUGCAAAAUUUAGCUCGAGAAUCUGAAGUUAUUCCAGUUAUUUUAGACUGUUGUAAUAUCGACGUGAAAAAUCCUUUUAUUAUACAAUGGUGCAUAUUAGCUAUUAGAAACUUGUGCGACAAUAAUAUCGAAAAUCAGAGGAUAAUAUCAGGAAUGCGACGAGAGGGAACAGUUUCUUCGCAAGUUCUGAACGAAUUCGGAGUCACAUUAGACAGCGACGGACAAAACCAACUAAAAAUAAUCCCUUUGGAUUCUUUGAAGCAACAAUAAAUAUUUUAAUUUACAUUUAUA